This is a messenger RNA of Penicillium nucicola, 1506 nucleotides long. Its product is annotated as cytochrome P450. The record is from RefSeq and is a predicted model, not a curated record. Gene Ontology annotation, molecular function: heme binding; monooxygenase activity; oxidoreductase activity, acting on paired donors, with incorporation or reduction of molecular oxygen. The transcript has 4 exons. Bases 1 to 1506 code for a protein of 501 amino acids. Lineage: Eukaryota; Fungi; Ascomycota; Eurotiomycetes; Eurotiales; Aspergillaceae.
AUGUCGCCCGAAGUGCUUUCCCAUAUUCCCACUUUAGCACCCAUCCUUCUGGUCGCUUUGCCAGUUCUUUUCUUCUUUUUGACAUCAUCUCGGAAAUCGGAGCUUCCUUUCAUCAAUGCGAGGAGAACAUUUGAAUUCAGCAAAUCUCGCGCGCGGGCGCGAUACAUGAAAGAUGCUGCUACAUUGAUCAAACAAGGAUUGAACGAGGCUGGGGUUUUUCGUAUUAUCACUGACAAUGGCACACGAACAAUGCUGGCGCCUAAAUAUGCCAAUGAUGUGCGCAGCCUCCCUGAACUGAGCCUGACUGAUAAUUUGGCAACGGAGUUGCACGUCAAUCUUCCUGGAUUUGAGCCAUUCAGAGUGACGGCCAAUGACAACAUUAUUCAAGAUACCGUUCGCGUCAAAAUUACACAAAAUCUGGCGAAUGCUAUGACGCCACUUUCUACAGAAGCAACACACGUUUUGCAAACCCAGUGGACAGACGCAACAGAGUGGCAUGAUUUGCAGCUAAAGCCUGCCAUUCUGAAGAUGGUUGCCCAACUUUCGUCUAGAAUCUUCCUCGGGGACAAGAUCUGCCGCGAUCCUAACUGGCUGGAUAUUACGAUCAACUACACUAUCAAUGCAUUCACGGCCGCGCAGGAGCUCCGCCUCCUGCCAGAAUUUCUGCGCCCAUUUGCCGUUCGGUGGCUGCCAACAAGCCGAAAGGCUCAGGGACAGCUCAGACAGGCAAGGAAAAUCAUUAACCCGGUUUUGAAAGAGAGACGUGCUGCUGAGCGGGCAGGCAAGGGUGUUGAAUACCAUGAUGCCAUACAGUGGCUGGAGGAUACUUCCAAAGGACGUCACUACGACCCAGCAGCGGCACAGCUUGCCCUCUCGGCGGCUGCCAUUCACACUACUACUGAUCUGUUUACUCAAACUCUUCUGGACAUAUGUGGGCGAGAAGAGCUCAUUCGCGACUUGCGCGAGGAGAUUGUCACAGUUGUUCAGGCCGAAGGAUGGAAAAAGACGACCCUUUACAAGCUCAAAUUGAUGGAUAGUGUUAUCAAGGAAUGCCAGCGGCUGAAGCCUAUGGCUAUUGCUAUUAUGGCACGCGUCGCCCGCGAAGAUGUCAUCCUUCAUGACGGACAAAUCAUCCCCAAGGGCGAUAAGAUGUUGGUGUCCUGUGACAGAAUGUGGGAUGAAAAUGUCUAUCCGGACCCGCUGAAGUUCGAUCCCUAUCGCUUUGCGAACAUGCGCAAAACUGAUAAUCCCAAGAACGAAGCCGCUGCUCAACUCGUUUCGCCGUCCCCGGAGCAAAUGGGCUUUGGUUUCGGGCAACAUGCUUGCCCAGGGCGCUUUUUUGUGGCUAAUGAGAUCAAAAUAGCAUUGUGUCACAUUUUGUUAAAGUAUGACUUGCGAUUGGCAGACGGGUGUGAGCCCAAGGUCCAGAAGUUCGGCAUGAGAUUGGCGGCGGAUCCGAUGGCCAAGGUGUCUAUCAGACGCAGGAAGGAGGAGAUUCCUCUAUAA